Penicillium odoratum is the source of this 711-nucleotide messenger RNA. RefSeq lists its product as uncharacterized. The transcript is spliced from 2 exons. The record is from RefSeq and is a predicted model, not a curated record. NCBI's taxonomy places the organism in Eukaryota, Fungi, Ascomycota, Eurotiomycetes, Eurotiales, Aspergillaceae. Gene Ontology annotation, molecular function: catalytic activity. The coding region runs from base 1 to 711 and encodes 236 amino acids.
AUGGCUCAAUCAUCGUCAGAGCUGGCCGGCCGAUCCCACAUGGCAGGCUGCGGCCGCGUGAUCCUGAUUCAUCAAAAUAGUACGUGUCUACGACAAGCCGAACUUUUCCAAAUUGCAGAUACUAGACCAAAUCAGGCUCUAGAGGUCCUCCCCGCUGUGAAGAAGGUCACCGUCCUAGCCGGAGUCUGUGGCACCAAUCUCUUCCGUGAGAUGCCCGCAUCCCCUCCCCCCCCGCCCGAAAUGGAGCGCAUCGGCUUCGUUGGCGUACAGAACUUAAACACGGUCGGGUUGAUCGACGGUCAAUUCCGGCGGAAUUUCGAGGAGACUGGGAAGGAUUUGAUCGCAGAAGCCCACAAGCAAGGGCUCGUGACAAGUUAUGUAUUCGAUACGGGGGACGCGACUAAAAUGGCGAAGGCAGGCGCGGCUGCCGUAGUCGCGCACGCGGGACUGGCGACUUCUGGCUCGACCGGGGCGUUAGGUGGUCGGCCAUUGGAGCAAUCUAUGAAAUUCGUACAGGAGAUUCGAGAUGCGGCUGGGCAAGUUGAUCAUAUUCUGGUGUUAUGUAAUGGAGGACCGAUUGCGCUACCUUCGGACGCGGGAAGUGUGUUCUCAAGGAUGGUGGGUGGGGUUGUUUUCCGAGGCGAGUAUGGAGCGGUGACCGGUAGAGGUUGUCAGGUUGUCAGGAGAAUGCGAAGCAAUUUAAGCGAUUAA